Messenger RNA from Cyprinodon tularosa, 3243 nucleotides. It is a transcript of the gene clip1b, whose product is annotated as CAP-GLY domain containing linker protein 1b. Gene Ontology annotation, biological process: cytoplasmic microtubule organization; positive regulation of microtubule polymerization. Lineage: Eukaryota; Metazoa; Chordata; Actinopteri; Cyprinodontiformes; Cyprinodontidae. The record is from RefSeq and is a predicted model, not a curated record. Gene Ontology annotation, cellular component: cytoplasm; microtubule plus-end; nucleus. Gene Ontology annotation, molecular function: microtubule plus-end binding. The transcript has 23 exons. Bases 209 to 3010 code for a protein of 933 amino acids.
GACGUCAGACCGUGACAGUCUGGGCUGGGCAGGGAAACGGGGAGCGGUGAGAAUGUAACGGUACAAGGUACGCUGCACCUUCCCUCUACAGCCGUCGUAGAGACUCAGUAAACACAAAAAAAGCUGACCAACUUUCUUCAGUCACAUUGGGACACAGAGGGGUAGUGGGGGAAGGCUGUCCCCCCCACAAUAAUCAAGUCCCCAAACCAUGGACAAACAGGGGCCCAUCACUACGCCAGGGAAAGCAAGUGGCCUAAAACCUCCCAGUAAAAUAGCUCGUCCAUCUGGAGUGCCAUCUAAGACAUCGCCAUCGUCUGGGGCUUCAAAGCCAGUUCCUCCUGAGAAGUCCUCCCCUGGUGUCACCUCCCCAACACAAGACGGCAGCAUAGACUUUCAGAUCGGCGACAGGGUCUGGGUGAACGGCAACAAGCCAGGCUAUGUUCAGUUUAUCGGGGGAACGCAGUUUGCUCCGGGCCAGUGGGCAGGCAUCGUCCUGGAUGAGACCAUCGGCAAGAACGACGGGUCGGUGGCUGGCGUUCGCUACUUCCAGUGUGAGGAUGGGCGGGGCAUUUUCACACGGCCAUCCAAGCUGUCCAAAACUGAGAUACCAGAGAAGGAGGCGAACGGGGGGCAGGCGAGCCCAGCACAGGCAGCUUCAGCGACAAGCGAGGCUGCAACUACCGUCACUGCUGAGGCUACACCUCCUGCCUCUGCCUCAAACGCUCCCGUCACUGGUAUAAAAACCAGCGGCGUAAUUAACCGAAUGGUGACAUCCAGUGAGUCUGUGUCCAACCUGUCAGACCCAGACUCUAUGAAGAAGAUCAGAAGGGAGCUGAGGCUGGGAGACCGUGUUCUGGUUGGUGGUACGAAGGCAGGAGUGGUGCGUUUUCUCGGACAAACCGACUUCGCUAAGGGAGAGUGGUGCGGCGUGGAGCUGGAUGAACCUCUGGGCAAGAAUGAUGGAGCUGUAGCUGGAGCCAGGUAUUUCCAGUGCUUGCCCAGGUAUGGCCUCUUUGCUCCCGUCCACAAAGUGACACGGAUUGGCUUCCCCUGCACCACGCCGACCAAGGCGAAGAGCUCCCGGAGGAGGUCCACUCUCAAGAGGAGUCCAAGCGCUUCGUCCAUCAGCUCCCUUAGCUCUGCCACCUCCUCCAUCAGCGGCAAACCAAGCAGGGCAGGACUGCUGACCGAAACAUCUGUGCGCUACGCUCGGAAAAUUUCAAGUACCACAGCGCUGCAGGAGGCCCUGAAGGAGAAGCAGCAGCACAUCGAACAGCUGCUGCUAGAGAGGGACCUAGAGAGGUGCGAGGUCGCCAAAGCAACCAGCCGCGCGGGAGAGGUGCAACAGGAGAUGGCCGUGCUGAGGAAAGGGCGGGAUCAGUAUGCAGUGGAGAUGGAGGCCAAGCUGGAUCAGCUUCGCUCUCUGGUAGAGGCAGCUGAUCGAGAUAAAGUGGAGCUGCUCAACCAACUAGAAGAGGAGAAGAGAAAAGUGGAGGACCUGCAGUUCCGUGUAGAGGAGGCUUGUAUCACCAAAGGAGACCUUGAGACGCAGACCAGGCUGGAGCAUGCCCACAUAAAGGAGCUUGAGCAGAGCCUGCUCUUUGAAAAGACCAAAGCUGAAAAACUCCAGAGGGAUUUAGAGGACACUAGGGUGGCCACAGUUUCUGAGCGCUCCAGGAUCAUGGAGCUGGAGAGGGAAGUGGCGGACCUCCAGCUCCGGCUGCGGGCAUCACAGCAGAAGGAGGACGCAGUGUCGCUGUCGCAGCAGCAAAUCAGUGGCCUCAAGGUCCAGGUUCAAGCUCAGGAAAAAAAGAUCAGCGAGCUGAGCGUCGACCUGGAAAGCAAACAGAAAGAGCUUCAGUCUGCUCAUCACGAUAGAGCUACUCUGGAGCAGCAGCUUUCCAGUCUGAGACAAAAGCUGGAGAUUGCUGAGGAGGAGAGCAGGACCGUUACAAAAACCAUGAAAGAGCUGGAGAAUUCUAUGGAGCAGACAAAGAAGGAGAUCCAAAGCGUGAACCAGGAAAGUCAGAGCAGAGAAACGGAUCUGAAGUCCCAACUGUUAAAGACUACUGAGAAAUUGGAGAAAACGACUCUGUCACUGGAGCAGCUGACUAAUGAGAAGAAAACACUUGAGUCGCAGCUCGAGCAUUUGAAACAGCAGAACUCCAAAUUCCAGGAGGAGCUCAGCCUGUCGAAGGAGCGGAGCAGCUCAGAAAGCCAGCGGAUCGGCAUCCUCUGCAAGGAAAUAGAGGAGCUGAAGCUGGCCUCCCAGAAGUCUCAGCAUCAUGACGAGAGCCAAGAGGAUCGCAACAGUCAGCACGCAGACAUGAAGAGCAGAGACGCUGUUUUAAAUCAGGACAUGAAGGGGGACGUCGAUUUUCAGAAAUCCAUGGGAGCUUUGAUCUCAGACAAAGACAAAGAAUUGGAAACUCUGAGGAACGAGAUCGCCGUACUGCGUGGAGAGAACGCCAUGACAAAGACGCUGCAGUCGGCUGUGGAGACGUUGGAGAAGGACAAAGCUCAGCUGCAGAGUCGUGUUCACAGUCUGGAGCAAAGAUUGACGGGAACCCAGGCCUCAGACGGAGGAGACAGAGAGGCUCCCCACUCAGGGGAUGCUGUCCUGCAGCAGCUGAGGGAAGAGAAAGAGUUUGCUGAGGGGCAGAUCAACUUCCUGAACAGCGUCAUAGUGGACCUGCAGAGGAAGAACGAGGAGCUGAAGAUCAAGUUAAAGAAGCUUGCAUUGGCUGAGUUCAAUGGAAACGACGGCACAGACGGGUUUGAUGAUUCAGUACCAAAGCGUGAAAAGAAGGCGACUCCGCGUCUUUUCUGCGACAUCUGCGAUUGCUUUGACCUCCACGACACGGAGGACUGUCCCACACAGGCCCAGAGCCCCGACUCCGUACCUCACAGCAGUUACCACGGCAACCCGACUGACGUGAGGCCCUACUGCGACAUCUGCGAGGCCUUCGGGCACGCCACCGAGUCAUGUAACGAUGACCAGACCUUCUAAAGAGGUCACUCCUCUUUUACUCUCCCUCCUGAUGUAUUUCUUACACUCCAGCUAAACACAAGUUUUUCCCAUAGUGUAUUUUUAUACUGUAAUGAUGCGUCGCUGUGGUAACAACCAUCCUAACUUAACCCUUUUCUGAGAAUAGUGUUCCGAUCGCGAUGCAGGAUGCUUGUCCAAAUAUGCUUCUUUGGUGCAAUAUUGAUAUUUAUAUCAAAUUAAAUUUGCUUUCUGCA